This is a messenger RNA of Colletes gigas, 1289 nucleotides long. RefSeq names its product zinc finger protein 37-like. Gene Ontology annotation, molecular function: DNA-binding transcription factor activity, RNA polymerase II-specific; RNA polymerase II cis-regulatory region sequence-specific DNA binding. The coding region runs from base 150 to 1289 and encodes 379 amino acids. Gene Ontology annotation, biological process: regulation of transcription by RNA polymerase II; central nervous system development. Lineage: Eukaryota; Metazoa; Arthropoda; Insecta; Hymenoptera; Colletidae. The transcript is spliced from 3 exons. The record is from RefSeq and is a predicted model, not a curated record. Gene Ontology annotation, cellular component: nucleus.
CAUUAAUACACACAUACGCAUAAUGAAUAAUCGUAGUGAAGUGAUAAUAUGUGUCUGUCAUGUUGUUUAUUUCAACAUUUGAUUAAAUAAUGAAGAAUUGCAAAUUAGUUGCAUAGUGAUUGAUAGCUCUAGAAUAUAUUAAUAAAAAUAUGUUUAGUCCUAUACAGAUAAAACAUGAAUGUAUGGGAGUAGAAGAUGUUAACUGUGGUAAUAGAAUUAAUACUUCUGAUAAUACUAAGUAUCCAAUAUUCAUUAAUGAAGAUGUUGACUAUAAAUAUAAUCAAUUGCCACAAUUUUGGGGUCAUACACAGUUAUCAAAUGAGAUACGACCAAAGAAUGAAGUUCACAAUCAACAAUGUUUAUUCCAAAUGGAAGAAAAUGGUUCUUUAGCAUACAUGAAAGGUUGUAUACAAAAUGGUAUGUUAUUCCAAGUUAAUCAAGAGGGAGGUACGGAUCACAACCAACUAAAUCAACAAUGUCAUAUAAACACUACCCAAAAAACCGAACAGUCACAACUUUCUCAAGACAUACAGCAAUCAAAACUUGUAAAUCAAAUACUGACAGCUUCAGAGCCAGCAUCUUCAAUAAAGUCAAACCGUCCUGGAAGACCACCUAAAAGUUCUUCCAAAACAAAUGUAGGAAAAAAAUUUAAAUGCCAAUGUGAGAUAUGCUUCAAAGAGUUUGGACAUAAAAGUAAUUUAUUUAUACAUAUGAGGACUCAUAAUGGAGAACGGCCUUACAAAUGUAAUCAAUGCGAUAAGUGUUUUACGCAUAGUGGAAAUUUAGCUAUUCAUAUGAGAACACAUUCUGGUGAACGACCUUACGGGUGCCAAAUAUGUGGAAAAAUGUUUAGUCACAGUGGAAAUUUAUCAACACACUUACGGACUCAUUCAGGCAUAAAACCUUAUAAAUGUAGUAUAUGUGGUAAGGAAUUCAGGCACAGUGGAAAUUUAUCGAUACAUAAAAGGAUACAUUCCGGAAUUAAACCGUUUCAAUGUAAAGUUUGUGGAAAGGAUUUUUAUCAUAGUGGAAAUUUAACAACUCACAUGAAAAAACAUAAUGUAAAUAUUAACACUAGCGUUAAUCUAUGUGAAAAUAAUGAAAGGCAUGCAAUGUGUGCUGCAGUGAAUCUUAAUGAUACUGCAUCUUUAAAUUCAUUUAAUAAUUUACCAUUGAGUCCAACUAAUGAUAUGAAAGUGAUGCCUAAUACAAACAAUAUUGUUCCUAUAAAAAAUGAAAGAAAUAAUGAAGGAUUAACAAGUGCAGUUGGAAUAUUGACAUCAACAUAA